AUGAGUCUGACCCUUCGCAAGAAGCUGAGCAGAUGCAAGUCCAGCGACAAGUUGAGUGGUCAAGAGUCCGACACGAGCAUUCCGCCUGACCAGCUCGAAGUCACUGAAGGCAUAUCACAUGACGCUAUCGCGGCAUUCGACUUUGGUGACUUAAGCAGAACGCCACAGCAUCCAGCACCAACCAUCAAGUGUGUGUCUUCACCUUCGGAAUUGCAUCGAUACAAAGCUCGGGCGGCAACGGGCAUACCGCCCACGGUCUCGCCAGCAAGAUCGCAAGUCGCUUACCGUACUGCUUUCACGGAAAACUUCGGCAAGACAGCUUCAGAACCGGUCACUGCAGCCGGAAGUGGCCAAAGUACGCCGGCACAAGAAGUGUGCGAUCAAGUCAUGGUUUCAGGCGACGAGCACGAUCUCUUGACUUCGUCUGCGGACAGCCCUGCGAAACGGCGCAGGAGCGUUGAUGUCUUCGCUCGUGCACGGUCCAGGAGCAGUGGCAACCCGACAAUUAGGCGUGUCACGCGAUCGAGGUCCCGCCGUGAGGAAAGGCAGGACUCUGCGAGUGAAGCAGUCUUGGUUGGCACAAAUGAUCGCAAGGCCUCAAAUGCAUCUUCGAGUGAGGACGAGCUCGUACGAUCACCAUCUGGCCUCAACUUCAACCAGGCGAAGCAACUACCACGUACGCCAUCGCCACAAGAGACCAAUGGCGAAGUCAAGCUCGGCGGCGUGAAUGAGACAUCAGCACCCACCAACAGCCCAAGCUUCAGCUUACCUUUCAGAUUCGGCAACAACCGUUGCAAGAAUAAUGUGAUCCCACCUUCCACCACUACAUCUACCAACGCAGCCCCUACUAACACGAAUGGAGCUCUGGCCGACCCCGGUUCCGUCGAGCAUGACUCCUCUCUCUAUCCCGGACCUCUCACCAUAUCGCCACCUAAUGCCAAGGUAACCACGCCCAUCGACUUGAACGGAUACACCAUCCCCAAGCCCACCUCCAGCAAAACCGAGAACGAGCCAUUCCCACCCGCGACCGUGCCCCUAGUUGUGCCGUCGUACAAAUGGAAGCACAUUGCUCGUGCCAUUAUGCCCAUUCCUAGCGGUACGUGUGAUGAUGUCGAGCAGAUCGGUCGUGCUCACCAAGAUGGCGAAGGACGAAAACGAAAGUAG
Messenger RNA from Recurvomyces mirabilis, 1164 nucleotides. RefSeq lists its product as uncharacterized. The transcript has 2 exons. The coding region runs from base 1 to 1164 and encodes 387 amino acids. NCBI's taxonomy places the organism in Eukaryota, Fungi, Ascomycota, Dothideomycetes, Mycosphaerellales, Teratosphaeriaceae. The record is from RefSeq and is a predicted model, not a curated record.